UUCAGAAUCAAGCCCCAUCGAUCCAACUCACAUUUCUACUUGCAUCACUUGAGCAAAAUGGCACAAAUCAAGGUUGAAAUUAUCGAGAGGCAAACAGUUAAACCAUCCUCCCCAACUCCUCAUCACCUUAGAAAUUACAAGCUCUCUCAUUUUGAUCAGACGGCUCUUCAAAUCUACAUCCCACUCCUCCUCUUCUAUUCCAAUGCUCCUGCUGAUGCUACUACUAACAAUGUCAUGGCCACCAAUGAAAGAUAUCAGCAUCUAAUGCAAUCCUUAACUAAAACUCUCACUCACUUCUACCCUUUAGCAGGAAGGAUUAAAGGUCACGCCGUGAUCGAAUGUAACGAUGAUGGAGCUGAACUUGUGAAAGCCCGAGUCAAGUGCUCCUUAUCGGAGAUUUUGGAACACCCAGAUACCAAGAUGUUAAGACGAUUCCUUCCUAUUGAAUCCGAGUCCAGAGAAUCGGUCACAGGCCCAUUGCUUCUUGUUCAAGUCAACUCGUUCGAGUGUGGAGGAAUGGCAAUUGGGGUUAGCAUUUCGCAUAAGUUUGCUGAUACCGACACACUGAGCACAUUCAUCAAUUGUUGGACUGCAACUAUCCAUGAUCAGUCAAAUAAGUUAAUGUUUCCCAAAUUUGGUGCAGCGUCUCUGUUUUCAGAACUAUAUUUGCCUCACCCAGAGCCACCGCCAUUCCAACCCACGGAAGCCACUAAAGAAAAAUGGAUGACAAGGAGGUUUGUGUUUGAUGCCUCAAAGAUUGCUGCUCUCCAGUCGAAAGUUGCAAGUUCAGUUGUGCCCAAACCAACAAGAGUAGAAGCAAUUUCCGCAGUCAUUUGGAAAUGCCAAAAUGAAGCAUCAUCUAAAUCAUCAUCAUCAAACAUGUUGGGGACCCGGACUAGUCUACUAAGGCCAUCAUUCUUCUCUCACGCUAUGAACAUGCGUAAACUCGCUGUGCCGCCCUUGCCAGAAAACUUGGUUGGGAAUCUAGUGGAUGUUUCAACAGCACGCUACCCUCACUCUGGACAGAGUACUAGUGUGAUAGAUUUGAAGGACGUGGUUGCAAAAAUCAGGGGAGCGCUUGUAGAAGUAAAAGAGCGUUGUGCUACAGAAGUGAUAUUCGAUUCCAGCAAAGCAUGGGAAAAACAGAAAGAGUGCAUCAACCUGAUGAAAAAUGAUAACAUAGACAAGUAUGUCUGCUCAAGCUGGUGUCGGUUUCCAUUUUAUGAAGCCGAUUUUGGUUGGGGAAAGCCAUCAUGGGUGACCUACGUUUCUGUUGCAGUUAACAAUAUAACUGUUCUCAUGGACACAAGAGAUGGCAAUGGAAUAGAAGCGUGGGUGAAUCUGAGCCCAGAAAAGAUGGCCUUAUUUGAAAGCAACGAGGAACUGCUUGCAUAUGCUUCUCUGAAUCCUAGGGUUCCCUACUGAGUACGGAUAAGAGAGCUUUCAUCUUGUGUUAUCAAUAAAAUGGUAGGGUAGCUUUUGAUAGCUAGCUUAUCUUCUAGCUUAAUAUUGUACUGUUGGAAACAUGGAAUAAGGUAAAUGUCCGAAUUUAACAUGUUUGAAUUAAUAAUUAUGUAUUACCAUUGAUGGAAUGUAUUGUGAGAUCUGUGAUUGUACUAAGUAAUUAUGGGUUUUUAACGGAAAUGGUCCCCCAAUGUUUGCUCGAGUUUCA
Molecule: messenger RNA, 1672 nt
Organism: Prunus persica (peach)
Lineage: Eukaryota; Viridiplantae; Streptophyta; Magnoliopsida; Rosales; Rosaceae
Product: BAHD acyltransferase At5g47980-like
Exons: 1
Coding region: 58-1425 (455 amino acids)
Source: RefSeq, a predicted model, not a curated record